AUGGUGUUCAAGACCUCCGGCCGCCAGCUCCUCACGCUGUACCUCGGCCGCAACGCGGCCAGCGGCAAGCUCUCCAACGGCGCCCUCCCCGGCGGCUGCACCGUCGCGGCGGGCGUGGACAUCUUCGCCGCGAGCCCGAACGCGCUCCCCUUCCAGCCCAGCCACAGGGGGCAGCACGGGGAGGUGUGGGGCUACUUCGCCGGCGAGCAGGCCGCCGCCAGCAUCCAGCCGGCGCCGGGCGGGUGCUGGGUGCGGUACGGCAAGGAGAAGCCGUACGUGAUGGACUUCAAAACGUUCGCGUACCGGAGCAGGUUCGCGUUCCACGUGACGCGGGUGGAGGACGACGGCACGGUGAUGUGGGCGCCGACGCGGUGGAUGAUGAAGGAGUACCGGCUCCACAAGGGCUCGAUGGUCUGCCGCGUCAAGAAGCUCGAGUGCCCCGACGCCAACAUGGACUUCGUCAUCCGCAAGGUCUUCACCAAGCCGGCGGUUCCUGCGCCGCCGCCCGCCCUCUCCGACGUGGUGGUCCAGGGAGUAGAAUGCCGCCUUCCGUCGAUCCAAGCCCAACCAGCAAAGGUGCCCGUCAAGGCCGGUGUGCUCGCGGUGCGCAAGUCCAAGAUGAAGCCGAAUCUGAAGCCGAUGAAGGUGGUCCCUCCGCCGUAUGCCCGCUCUGAAGGCGGCGGGGCGCUCCAGCAAGGAGGAAGCAGCCUUCCGCCGCGCUCAGCCCGACCACCCCGGCCACGACCUAUCGUCGUAGCGAAGCCGGUGGCCCCUCCGCCGCCAGCUCAGGCCAUUGCGACGUUGGUGGCCCCGACGCCGCCGGUCCAGGCCAUCGCGAAGCCGGUGGAUCCGCCGCCGGCGCCCAAGGUCGUCGCGACGCCAGUGGCCGUCCUGCCGCAACCCGAGGCUAUCGCCACGCCGGUGGUCCCUCCGCCGACGCCCCUGGCCAUCGCCACCACAGUGGUCUCUACGCCGCCUCCCGCGCGCUCCAGCCAGGACGGGGCCAACUCGAGCCGCGCGCAGCCCGACAACCCUAACGCGAACAUGGAACUCGCGGUGCUUCCGACACCGCCCGCCGUGGAGCGCAGGAAAUUCAAGGUUCCCAGCGGCCUUCAGAUCAUCGCAGAGUGCCUCGGCCCCAAGGCGGUCCUCAGCAAGCUCCCGGCAUGCGUCACCCCCGGCUUGGUCGCGGAGGGCGUGGACGUCUUCGCCGUGAGCCCGGACGCGCUGCCCUUCCCGCCCAGCCACAGGAAGCAGAACGGCGAGGUGUGGGGCUACUUCUUCGCGGCGAAGCACACCACCAGUAUGCGGCUGGCGCAAGGCGGGUGCUGGAUGCGCUACGGCGGCGAGAAGAAGUACCCCAUGAUAAACGGGGAGGUCGUCGCUUUCCAUCGCAGGUUCGCGUUCCACGCGGCGCGGGUGGACGGCGACGGCAUGGUGGCGUGGCGGCAGACACAGUGGCUGAUGAAAGAGUACCGGAUGAACAAGGCCUCACCCUCCGUCCGCAAAGCCAAGAAACGCCCAGGUACCAACACGGACCUCGUGGUCUUCAAGGUCUUCACUAAGCCGAUGGUCCCGCCGCCGCCGCCACCGCCGCUACCUUCCUUGCACAGCGAGGCGGCAGGCUGCUCAGUUGCCGGUGACCCAUCCGCCAUAGUGCGAACAAGGGAUCCGGCGGCUCCAUUGACGGUGGCCCAUCCGCCACUGCCACCGCCACCGUGGCCCCCUACCUGAUCGCCGUAGCAGGUCUUGUUCGAUCGUCCGAACUCCGAAGUCACCACAACUGCAAGGACUAAAUGAUACACGCACGGAAUUAAGCUUGCAUUUCUUCAGUAAUGUUUUGGCUCUGGAGGCAUUUCCGUUUGCAGAAUGUGUACGAGCCAUUGCACUCUAAAGCUUACCAAUGUCAGAAAUCUCGCAGCAAGUUAUCAACUGCAUUUGCACUACAAAAAAUGAUUAGUAGUUAUCAGUAAAAGCAAAUAGCCCAAGCUUCUUCACA
Lolium perenne is the source of this 1999-nucleotide messenger RNA. Lineage: Eukaryota; Viridiplantae; Streptophyta; Magnoliopsida; Poales; Poaceae. The record is from RefSeq and is a predicted model, not a curated record.